Acipenser ruthenus (sterlet) is the source of this 1407-nucleotide messenger RNA. RefSeq names its product leucine-rich repeat-containing protein 24-like. Lineage: Eukaryota; Metazoa; Chordata; Actinopteri; Acipenseriformes; Acipenseridae. Gene Ontology annotation, molecular function: protein binding. The transcript has a single exon. The record is from RefSeq and is a predicted model, not a curated record. Bases 1 to 1407 code for a protein of 468 amino acids.
AUGGGCCAUCAUCUUCCUCUACUGCUCCUGCUGAUCAUGUGUAAAAGCCUGGAGGCCUGGAAUUGCACAGUAAGCUGUAACUGCACAGACUUCACCAGCUCAUGCUGUGGACCUCAGAAAACUCGACUUCUCCCAAUAAUUGGACAUCAAAAUGCCACUGAAUUAGUUUUGGAUUCCUGUGGCAGCUUUCCCAUGGAUAAUAACACCCUACAGAACUUCAGAUCGCUGGAGGAACUGACAGUUAAGAGAACCAGCCUCCUUUACCUUGACGCUCAUGCAUUCCACAGCCUUCCCAUGCUGCAAACUUUAAAUCUAACACAAGUCAACCUGAGUAAUGCAGCAAUGCAUCAAAACGCCUUUGCCAGCCUGAUGAUAAGAAGAUUGUUCCUCGCGAACAACCGACUGGAUCAGAUCCGACGUGGGAUGUUUGCUGGUCUGAUGAAUCUGGAGCAUCUUGACCUUUCCGGUAACAGCCUCAGGUCGAUUGAGGAAAACGCAUUAGUGAACUUGGUGAGCCUUCGCUUCCUCAAUCUGGACAACAACCACUUUGUCACGAUUACCCCUUACUGGUUUGGUGUAAUGUUCAGGAAUAACUCCUUUCCUGUGGUUAGUCUCAUUGGAAACACAUUGACCUGUGAUUGCAAGUACAGAGGAAUGGCCCUACCUGAAUACCAGUGGUUCAGCAGAUCAGUGAUUUUAACCAACUUCUCAUUUAUGGUGAACCUCACUGUUGAAGAAUGCAGCCCACCUCGGGUUGAAGAGGUCUAUAAAGAGGUAACUGUGAGGGAUCUGCAGCCCCUAACUCUGUCUUGCCCAUUCAGUGGGUUUCCUCGCCCAAGGGUCAGUUGGAUACUUCCCAGUGGAUUACAAUUAUUUAACAAGUCAUUUCCUCCAUUUUAUAAUGAAGAUGGAACCUUGCAUGUACAAUUAGUGCAAUCCAAGUUUGCUGGACUUUACGCUUGCAUGGCUACAAAUGUGGAAGGGACAGCUGUUGGCUUGCGUAACAUUGUGGUGUCACCCACUCCCAAGCCACCCUUCAUCACCAACCGACCUGUCACCUUUCCUACUCCUCAGACCCCUACAAUCAGCAGGAGUCUGUGGGUAUUGCUGUGGACAGGAAUAGUCUUUAUAUGCAUCAUUUUUCUUAUCAUACUGUUUUGCAUGCUAAGGGUCGUCUGCAGGUACCUAAAUCAGCACCUCCGCAAUGAUGUUUCCUUCAACAGGUUUGUUGAUACUCCAAAUAUCCUAACUCUUCCAGAGAACCCCCAGCCCAUCCCUCACAUAGAGGAGAGACAUGGCCAUGUGCAUUGGUCAAGGGAGAAUGGUGAUGAUACUGUCCCCAGAGUGGCCGUGCACACUGAUGGAAGCUACCCACACCAUCAACAGACUGCUACAGAACUUGUGUAA